CAGCCGUUUGCCUGACAGCCCCGUGUGCUCUUUCUCGCAGCUCAGAAGUGACCUGCAGCUCCUGAGGCGCAGGAAGAUGAACUGAAGAUGUUGCUGCCCGGGGAGAGCGUGGCCUGAAGCCCCAAGACGCAGACCACCGCGAGGGCCGCACAGCAUGACCAGGUGAAGGCAGAGUAUGCCCAGCGUGGCCGCAGACUUGCUGUGGUGACCAGGCCACGCGAUUUGGCGUGAAGGAGAAACUCCAGCCCCGCGCCAAGCUGGAGAACCUAGAACAGGUCCUGAAGCACAUGCGUGAGGCUGCAGAGCGGAGGCAGCAGUUGGAGUUGGAGCAUGAGCAGGCCCUGGCCGUCCUCAACGCCAAGCAGCAGGAGAUCGAGCUACUGCAGAAGGCUCAGGUUGAAGCUAAGAAGGAGCACGAGGGGGCCGUGCAGCUGCUAGAGUGCAGGGUCCGAGAGCUGGAGGAGAAAUGCCGGACGCAGAGUGAGCAGUUCCACCUGCUGUCCCGGGACCUGGAGAAGUUCCGGCAGCACGCCGGGAAGAUUGACCUGCUGGGCAGCAGUGUGGUGGCCUCGCUGGACGUCCCUGGGGUCCCUGGCAAGGCUUUCCCGCAGUCCAUGAACGGACUCGCCACCUCCAUCGGCAAGGGUCACGAGGGAUCUGCUGGCCAUUACUCUGUGACUAGCGACCACACCCCACUCCCCAGGGUCAAGCCAGAGCCCCUGGGUUCCACUAAGCCCAGCUUCCUCUUACGAUCCAGUAGCCCAAGAUGCAGAUUUGAGUCCGACAUGGACAAUGAAUGGAACUCCAAUACCUCAAAGCAGAGAUACUCGGGGAAAGUCCAUCUGUGUGUCGCCCGCUACAGCUACAACCCCUUCGAUGGGCCCAAUGAGAACCCAGAAGCCGAGCUGCCUCUCACGGCGGGCAAAUACCUCUACAUCUACGGGGACAUGGAUGAGGACGGGUUCUAUGAAGGAGAGCUCCUGGAUGGGCAGAGGGGCCUGGUGCCCUCCAACUUCGUGGACUUCGUGCAGGACAGUGAGUCGCGGCUGGCCGGCACUCUGGGCAGCGAACAGGAUCAGAAUCUCAUCAAUCACUCAGGCAGCAGCAUGGGCGUGGAGGGCGAGCGCAUCCUGGACCUGCACUCCCCGACCCACACGGACCCGGGGGCCACCGAUGAUGGCGGGGGCUCGCUGGACAUGAACAUCGACGACAUCGGAGAAGACAUCGUGCCUUAUCCUAGGAGACUCACCCUCAUCAAACAGCUUGCCAAAAGUGUCAUUGUGGGCUGGGAGCCCCCGGUGGUGCCGCCCGGCUGGGGCACUGUGAGUGGCUACACCGUGCUGGUGGACACCGAGCCACGCCUGAGCCUCCCGCUGGGCGCCAGGACCAAGGCCCUGGUGGAGAGGCUGGACACAGCUGCCCGCACCUACCGCGUCUCUGUGCAGUGCGUCACCAGCCGGGGCAGCUCCGAUGCGCUGCAGUGCACACUGCUGGUGGGCAGGGACGUGGCGGUGGCGCCCUCACACCUGCGUGUGGACAGCGUCACACAGAUCUCGGCGCAGCUGUCCUGGCUGCCCACCAACAGCAACUACAGCCACGUCAUCUUCCUCAACGAGGAGGAGCUCGACGUCGUCAAGGCGGCCCGCUACAAGUACCAGUUCCUGGCCCUGCGGCCCAACAUGGCCUACAAGGUCCGGGUCCUGGCGCGGCCCCACCAGGUGCCCUGGCAGCUUCCGCUCGAGCAGAGGGAGAAGAAGGAGGCUUCAGUGGAGUUCUCCACACUGCCCGCAGGGCCCCCGGUCCCCCCACAAGAUGUCACUGUCCAAGCAGGGGCCACAGCAGCCACUGUCCAGGUCUCCUGGAAGCCGCCUGUACUGACCCCCACUGGGCUGUCCAAUGGAGCAAACGUCACUGGCUACGGCGUGUACGCCAAGGGGCAGCGGGUGGCCGAGGUCAUCUUCCCCACUGCAGACAGCACCCCUGUGGAGCUCGGGCGGCUGCGUGGCCUGGAGGCGAAGGCUGUGACUGUGCGGACCCUCUCUGCCCAGGGCGAGUCUGCAGACUCAGCACCAGCUCCUGUGCCCCCAGACCUCCUGGUGCCUCCAGCCCCCGCCCCCAGGGCAGUGCCCCCACCGAAGCCAUUAGCCAGCACCCCUGAUACCAAAGAUGAUCACCUGGGCUUCCACACCAAGGCGGAGACCUGGGAGCAGAGCCGGUCCCCUGCACCUGCACACGGAAACCUGCUGGAGCCGCCUGGCCUGCAGGGUGCCACCCCUGGGCGGAGGUCACCUUCACCUAGCCGCAUCCUCCCACAGCCACAGGGAGCCCCUGUGUCCACCUCCGUUGCUAAGGCCAUGGCCCGUGAGGCUGCCCAGAGGGUGGCCGAGAGCAGCAGGUUAGAGAAAAGGAGCUUCUUUCUGGAGAGGAGCAGCGCGGAGCCCUAUGCCAACUCAGAUGAGGAGGAUGGCUACGCCUCACCUGAGCUCAAGCGGAGGGGCCCGUCUGUGGAUGACUUCCUGAAGGGGUCUGAGCUGGGCAGGCAGCCCCACUGUUGUCACGGAGAUGAGUACCACACAGAAAGCAGCCGGGGCUCAGACCUGUCAGACAUCCUGGAGGAGGACGAGGAGGAGCUAUACUCGGAGAUGCAGCUGGAGGAUGGUGGCCGCCGGCGGCCCAGCAGCACCUCCCAUGGUGCCCUCAAGAUCCUAGGCAACCCAGCGUCGGCAGGACGCGCGGAGAGGGUGGAGCGCGGGAGCCGGAGGUUCCCCCACGGCGGCGCCGGUCCCCAGAGGCCCCGGCUGCCCAUCGAUGACUACACCGGGCACGACCGUCUCUCCCCAGACUUCUAUGAUGAGUCAGAGAUGGACCCGGGCUCUGAGGAGCUCCCGGCCCGAAUCUUUGUGGCUCUCUUCGACUACGACCCGCUCACCAUGUCCCCUAACCCUGACGCCGCGGAGGAGGAGCUGCCCUUCAAGGAAGGCCAGAUCAUCAAGGUGUAUGGUGACAAGGAUGCUGACGGGUUUUACCGCGGGGAGACCUGUGCCCGGCUUGGCCUCAUUCCCUGCAACAUGGUGUCCGAGAUCCAGGCGGACGACGAGGAGAUGCGGGGCCAGCUGCUGCGCCAGGGCUUCCUGCCCCUCCACACCCCGGUGGAGAAGACAGAGAGGAGCAGGAGGAGCGGCAGGCCUCACUCGGUGUCCACACGGAGAAUGGUGGCCCUGUACGACUAUGACCCACGAGAGAGCUCACCUAAUGUGGACGUGGAGGCCGAACUUACAUUCUGCACGGGAGAUAUCAUUACUGUUUUUGGCGACAUUGAUGAAGAUGGAUUUUACUACGGCGAGCUGAACGGGCAGCGAGGCCUGGUGCCUUCCAACUUCCUGGAAGAAGUGCCUGAGGACGUGGAGGUCUACCUUUCCGAUGCCCCGUCCGUCUGCUCUCAAGACCCGGCCCUGCACGCCAAGGCCAAAAGGGGCUUUCAUGACUCAAGCACUUCCUAACACCCUCCUCCUCCCCUGACACCAGUAGAGACACGCACUUGUCCACUCCAUCCACUCUAAGCCACCGGCAGAGCAGAGAGCCGCGGGGCGCUCUGUCCCCGC
This is a messenger RNA of Octodon degus (degu), 3602 nucleotides long. RefSeq names its product RIMS binding protein 2 (gene Rimbp2). The transcript is spliced from 21 exons. The record is from RefSeq and is a predicted model, not a curated record. NCBI's taxonomy places the organism in Eukaryota, Metazoa, Chordata, Mammalia, Rodentia, Octodontidae. Gene Ontology annotation, biological process: neuromuscular synaptic transmission. Gene Ontology annotation, molecular function: protein binding. The coding region runs from base 288 to 3500 and encodes 1070 amino acids.